Messenger RNA from Hippopotamus amphibius kiboko, 1780 nucleotides. RefSeq names its product BSCL2 lipid droplet biogenesis associated, seipin (gene BSCL2). NCBI's taxonomy places the organism in Eukaryota, Metazoa, Chordata, Mammalia, Artiodactyla, Hippopotamidae. Gene Ontology annotation, biological process: lipid droplet organization; lipid storage. Bases 292 to 1683 code for a protein of 463 amino acids. The transcript has 11 exons. The record is from RefSeq and is a predicted model, not a curated record. Gene Ontology annotation, cellular component: endoplasmic reticulum membrane.
AAUGGGGUGGUCUGGACCUGUGACAGCCCCUGCAUUGGAGUCCGUACUGACUGCCUGAGACCCUGCUCAUUUGAAAAUCUGACAUCAGCUGGGCAGUCACCACCUCCAUCCCUCCUCCCUCUACUCUGACACAGCAUUUAGCACCUGAAUCUUCGUUUCUCUCCCAGGGACCCUCCAUUCCCCAUAUCCAGGAAAAUGUGAUGAGCUAUAGGUAUCAGCUUCUAGAUCACCAGUUAACGUUCUAGAUACAAGUGACUGGAAGAUCCAGGGCCAGCGAGGUCCAUCAGGAAGAUGUCUAAAGAAAUGGCAGACCAUAGAGAAGAAGGAGAAGCUGGGGAAAAAGAGGCUUGCGGAGAGCAGAUCAAAGAAUCGGACAAAGAAGAGGAACCACCAGCUGCUUCAUCCCAUGGCCAGGGGUGGCAUCCAGGUGGCAGAGCACCUAGGAACUCAAGGCCUGAACCUGGGGCCAGACCCCCUGCACUCCCCGCCAUGGUCAAUGACCCACCAGUACCUGCCUUAUUGUGGGCCCAGGAGGUGGGCCACGUCCUGGCAGGCCGUGCCCGCAAGCUGCUCCUGCAGUUUGGGGUGCUCUUCUGUACCAUCCUCCUCCUGCUCUGGGUGUCUGUCUUCCUCUAUGGCUCCUUCUACUAUUCCUACAUGCCGACAGUCAGCCACCUCAGCCCUGUGCAUUUCUACUACAGGACCGACUGUGAUUCCUCUGCCUCCUUACUCUGCUCCUUCCCUGUUGCCAAUGUCUCACUGGCUAAGGGUGGACGUGAUCGGGUGCUGAUGUAUGGACAGCCGUACCGCGUUACCUUAGAGCUUGAGCUGCCAGAGUCUCCUGUGAAUCAAGAUUUGGGCAUGUUCUUGGUCACCAUUUCAUGUUACACCAGAGGCGGCCGAAUCAUCUCCACCUCUUCACGCUCCGUGAUGCUGCAUUACCGCUCAAACCUGCUCCAGAUGCUUGACACGCUGGUCUUCUCUAGCCUCCUGCUGUUUGGCUUUGCAGAGCAGAAGCAGGUCCUGGAGGUGGAGCUAUACCCAGAAUACAGAGAGAACUCGUACGUGCCAACCACCGGAGCCGUUAUCGAGAUCCACAGCAAGCGCAUCCAGCUGUACGGAGCCUACCUCCGCAUCCAUGCCCACUUCACUGGGCUCAGGUACCUGCUGUACAACUUCCCCAUGACCUGCGCCUUCAUCGGUGUUGCCAGCAACUUCACCUUCCUCAGCGUCAUCGUGCUUUUCAGCUACAUGCAGUGGGUGUGGGGGGGCAUCUGGCCCCGACACCGCCUCUCUUUGCAGGUAAACAUCCGAAACAGAGACCGUUCCCGAAAGCAAGUCCAGCGAAGGAUUUCUGCCCAUCAGCCAGGAGGCACAGGACCCCAAGGCCAGGAGGAGUCCACUCAGCUGUCACCCAUUACAGAGGACAGUGAGAGCCGUGCAGAUCCCUCGGGGCCAGAAGGCCAGCUGUCUGAGGAGGAGAAACCAGAUCAACAGCCCCUGAGUGGCGAGGAGGAGCUAGAGCCUGAGGCCAGUGAUGGUUCAGGCUCCUGGGAAGAUGCAGCUCUGCUGACAGAGGUCAACCUGCCUGCUUCUGCCCCUGCCCUUGCCCCGGAGACCGUGGGCAGCUCUGAACCCUCUGCAGGCACUGUCCGACAGCGCCCCAUUUGCUCUAGUUCCUGAAGAGAACAGGGCAGAAUCCCCACAUUCCAGCCCUUUCCCACCUGAUCCCUUUCCCCUUCCAGGGCUCCCCCAAUAAACUAUUUUUGUGCCAGCUGCC